AUGAUAUUUGUACUACUAUUAUUGAUAUCUUAAACAAAUGCUCUUUAUUCAAAGAAACUCUAUAGAACUAGAGGUUUUAAUGCUAUUGAUAUUGAUCUGGAGAAAUAUGAUGAUUUGAAUUAAGGAUCAACUACUAUAAAUAUCAUACUUGAAAAUAAUUCACUUUCAACUGUUCCUUUUUUAGCAUAUUGCAAUACAAAGAAUCAAUAAAUUAUAAAAUCGAUUGUCAGCUCUCCUGAUGCUAUAAAGAAACAAAUUGAAUCAAAUAAGUAAGCAAUGAGAAUUGAUCAUUAGGAAAUUAUGUGUGUUCGAUAACAAUGCUUUGUUAUAUUCAUAACGCGUUUAGCAGAUUGUAUUAUCAGAUUAAAUCAAUGAUGAAAACGAGUGGGCUUAUAAUAAAUUUAGCAUAUAUAAGUUAAACGAAAAACAAAUCUCCAUUUAUAUCUAUUCAUCUGAUGAUUCUUAAUACACCAUCAUAAUUAAGGGUUCCUAGAAAGGAGAAUGCUAUAAGUUAUUUUUUCAUCUAAAUUAGUUAAUGCAAUAAUUAUGGUUUGUGUAUGAGUAAUUAAAUACUAUUUUGUUAAUGCAAUGAAGGUUAUAUUGAUAGCACUUGUUAAUUAUUAAGUCCUGUUAUAAAUGCCCCAAGCUUGGUUUAGGUAUAUUACAUUAUAAUUAUAGUUUGAAUUGAAAGAAAAGUCUUUUAAAAAUAUUCUAACCAUUCCUUUAAAGUCUAACCCAGCUUCCUUAGAAAUUGAAGUAAAUACGAAUGCCAGUAUAAAAACAUAUAUUGGAUGCCAACACGACAAAGACUUUAUUCCAUUUUCUGAGAGUAAUUCAUUUUAUCAAACUGAAAUUUCGACUGGAACAAUCAGAUAUUCAAAAGAUGAUAUUCAGUAUUGCCUUGAUAAUACUAAUAAAAUAGAAUAAACUUUGGGAUUCAGAAUGGAAAAUUUUGUUAUCUUAUUGUUAGUUAAUGAUCAAACAUACAAAACCUAAGUUGCGUUAAAACUCUACAUUAGUACCAACUAAGAUGACACUUCUGGUUUGGAAAUAUAUUAUAUCUUGGCUGGUGCUUUAGGGGCUCUAAUAAUUGCCUUACUAAUAAUUAUAUGUGUGAUUUAUUUUUAAAGAAAGACCAGAAGAAUAAAUAAUGGAGCGUUAAACAAUCUUAAUCUAAGAUCAUUUUCAGUUAAGGGAAAUACUAAUAGAAGUCUUAGAUAGGAUUAUAUUCCAGUGGAAUUGUAUGAAUAAAUUAUUCAGGAAUACCCCGGAUUAGUAGAAAUUUCUGAUUGUUAAAUAUGUCUUGUGGAAUUUUAGAAAUAAGACCUAGUCAAAUUAACAUAUUGCCUACAUUUAUUUCAUUCUACUUGUAUAGAUGAAUGGAGGAAAAGAAAUCAUGUAAGCAAAUCACAAAUAUACAUAGACCUGUCCAUUUUGCAGAGAGGACUUAAACAAACAAAAGCGCAUACAACAAAAAUAAGAAGAUUAAAUCUAUUAGUUGGGAGUGAUUUCAGGUGAUGCGAUGUAAAUAGAUGAAUAAAAACUUGCAGAGUUCCAAAAGAGAGAAUAAAGAUUAAAACAUUUAUAAUGUAAUUUUUACUACAAAUUAAUCAUAGAAACAUCCUCACCUGACUCUGCUAAUGCAAUGCAAUAAAAUGGAAAUACCCCAUCGCCAUUUUUAAAGGGAGAUUUAAUAACUUAGUAGCUUUGCGUUUAAUCUGGGAAUUGA
Messenger RNA from Paramecium octaurelia, 1729 nucleotides. The record is from the annotation of a GenBank genome assembly. NCBI's taxonomy places the organism in Eukaryota, Ciliophora, Oligohymenophorea, Peniculida, Parameciidae.